Messenger RNA from Misgurnus anguillicaudatus (oriental weatherfish), 2194 nucleotides. RefSeq names its product ras homolog family member T2 (gene rhot2). NCBI's taxonomy places the organism in Eukaryota, Metazoa, Chordata, Actinopteri, Cypriniformes, Cobitidae. Gene Ontology annotation, molecular function: GTP binding; calcium ion binding; GTPase activity. Gene Ontology annotation, biological process: mitochondrion organization. Gene Ontology annotation, cellular component: mitochondrial outer membrane. The record is from RefSeq and is a predicted model, not a curated record.
GGGCGCUCCAUUUUGGCUCGAACCGGAAGUCUGCAGCGCCGCCAGUUUCUCUGGAUGGAAUGGGGCUAGCGAGAAACUAGCACAGAGCUUUGAAUUGAUUUGAACUUUUAGCAAAAUAUAAACGUAACCUGUCGUAGAGUUAAAUAAAGAGCGGGGUGAAAUGAAACGCGAUGUCCGGAUACUGCUGCUGGGGGAACCCAAAGUGGGUAAAACCUCUCUCAUCAUGUCUCUGGUUGGAGAGGAGUUUCCCGAGCAGGUUCCCCUCCGUGCAGAAGAGAUCACCAUACCUGCCGAUGUCACACCUGAGAAAGUACCCACACACAUAGUCGAUUAUUCAGAAACUGAGCAGUCUGAUGAAGUGUUGAGGGAAGAGAUCGUAAAGGCCAACGUUGUUUGUGUGGUUUAUGAUGUCACGCAAGAUGAAACCAUUGACAAGAUCAGGACUAAAUGGAUUCCGCUGGUUAAUGGAGGUGCAGAAAAAGGCAGCAAGAUUCCCAUCAUCCUCGUGGGCAACAAGUCUGACAUGCGUUCUGGAAGCUCAAUGGAAGCCAUUCUGCCCAUCAUGAACCAGUUUUCAGAGAUAGAGACCUGUGUAGAGUGCUCGGCUAAAAAUCUGAAGAAUAUUUCUGAGCUUUUCUAUUACGCCCAGAAAGCCGUUUUACACCCGACUGCUCCUCUGUACGACCCCGAGGACAAACAGCUGAAGCCACAGUGCGUCCGAGCUCUCAGUCGGAUCUUCAGUAUCUCGGAUCAGGACAACGAUCACAUACUCAGUGACGCUGAACUCAACUGUUUCCAGAAACUGUGCUUUGGGAAUCCACUGGCUCCUCAGGCCCUAGAGGACGUAAAAACAGUCGUGUGGAAAAACACCAGCGAUGGAGUCCAGGACAAUGGACUCACACUUAAUGGGUUCUUGUUCUUGAACACGCUGUUUAUACAGAGAGGACGUCAUGAGACCACCUGGACCAUCCUGCGUAAAUUUGGUUAUGAUGACACACUGGACCUGACGGAUGAUUACCUAUAUCCACCGUUACGAGUUCCUGUCGGUUGUACGACAGAGUUGAAUCAUUUGGGUCAACAGUUCCUGCAGAAGCUCUUUGAUAAAUAUGAUGAGGAUAAAGAUUUAGCUCUCUCUCCGGCUGAACUGAAGAAUCUGUUUGGUGUUUUACCCUACAUGCCCUGGGGUCCGGCGGUGUACAGUAAUGUCCCUAUAACAGAGGAGAGCUACAUCUCCCAACACGGAUACUUCUGCCAGUGGAUGUUAUCAGCGUACCUUGACGUCCACCGAUGUCUGGAGCAUCUUGGCUAUCUUGGCUACCCGAUUCUGAUGGAGCGAGAAUCUCAGACCUCCGCCGUAACCGUGACGAGAGAAAAGGAGAUAGAUCUGGAUAAAAGACAGACUCAACGAAACGUGUUCCUCUGUAAAGUGAUCGGUCCUCGUGGAACAGGAAAGACAGACUUCCUUCAGGCUUUCCUCAAGCGGAACGUUGUGAGAAAGGAACGCAACCCCGGUCCUCCUUCGGUUUACGCCAUCAACACUGUCUCGGUAUCCAAUCAGGAGAAAUAUCUCAUUUUGGAAGAGGUGGAUGUGGAAACAGAGUUUUUAAAAGCAGCGGAUGCUGCAUGUGACGUAGCGUGUCUGAUGUAUGACGUCAGCGACCCGGACUCAUUCAACUACUGUGCUAGUAUAUAUAAGCAGCACUAUAUGGACAGCGGGAUCCCGUGUGUGGUGGUCGGCUCUAAAGCGGAUCUUGUAGAAGUGAAACAGCAUCAUGGCAUGAGCCCAUCUGAAUUCUGUUACAAACAUCGCCUGCCUUCAUCUCUUCGCUUCUCUGCGCUGCUCCCGAACGCACACACGAACAUCUACAGCAAACUCGCCUGGGCCGCCAUGUACCCACAUCUGAAUGGAUCAGACAUGAACAGCACUUCCUUCUGGCUCCGUGUGACUUUGGGUACCACGAUAGCAGCCAUGUUGGGCUUCGCCGUCUACAGAGCCUUCAGUCGACACAAAUAAUGACACGCAUGCUAUUCACAGGCAGCGUAUACAGUUAAACACACACUCCCUCGUUUCCUUACUGAGUCAUGUGUGGCUAAACUGGUAGGUAAAGCCCAAAACAUCACAGGGACUAACCAGAUAUUACGUUGGACUGAUGUAUUACACGCAUACACAUAAAUUAAAAACAGAUUGAUGGAG